This is a messenger RNA of Octodon degus (degu), 954 nucleotides long. RefSeq names its product natriuretic peptide C (gene Nppc). NCBI's taxonomy places the organism in Eukaryota, Metazoa, Chordata, Mammalia, Rodentia, Octodontidae. Bases 47 to 424 code for a protein of 125 amino acids. The record is from RefSeq and is a predicted model, not a curated record. The transcript is spliced from 3 exons. Gene Ontology annotation, molecular function: hormone activity; hormone receptor binding. Gene Ontology annotation, biological process: cGMP biosynthetic process; receptor guanylyl cyclase signaling pathway. Gene Ontology annotation, cellular component: extracellular region.
UCGCUUGCACACAACCCUCUCCGUGCCCGGCGGCCCCAGCGGCACCAUGCACCUCUCCCAGCUGCUCGCUUGCGCCCUGCUGCUCACCCUACUCUCGCUCCGGCCCUCCGAAGCCAAGCCCGGGACGCCACCGAAGGCCCCGCGAAACUCCCCGGGAGAGGAGGUGGCCGAGCCCCAGGCUGCUGGCAGCGGUCAGAAGAAGGGCGACAAGACCCCCGGGGGCGGCGCCAACCUCAAGGGCGACCGGUCACGACUGCUUCGGGACCUGCGCGUGGACACCAAAUCGCGGGCGGCGUGGGCCCGCCUACUGCACGAGCACCCCAACGCGCGCAAAUACAAAGGAGGCAACAAGAAGGGUUUGUCCAAAGGCUGCUUCGGCCUCAAGCUGGACCGGAUCGGCUCCAUGAGCGGCCUGGGAUGUUAGUGUGGCGCCCCCUGGCGGCGGACUGGGAAUCGCUCCGCACACUGAGGUCAUCCUUGGUCUCCAGCCGCCGGCAUCUGGAAACACCUCCAAUGCGAUGUGGCUUUUACAUUUCUUUUUCUUUUUUUUCUUCCCCUGGUACUGGGAAUACACAACACCAGCUGUUUUAUUAUUAUUUGGGGAGGGGAGGGUAUGAUUUUAUUGUUUGUUUUUUCUUGGAAAUGAAAAAUAAAAAGUUAUAUAUUAUAUAUAUAUAUAUAUUAUAUACAUGGAACACACCUACACCGACUUGACGGCAAGGGACGGUUUUUAAGAGACUGACAAAACCAGCUGUAAAACAUUGCUGUUUGUAAAUUCAUGUCAUGCAUAAAUGUAUUUAUGUUGUAAAGCUAUUUAUAUUGUUUAUAAAGAGAUAUUUAUAAAAAUUUUAUUUAUGUAACUAAAUGAAAGAAGCCAAUCAUUGUAAUGUUUUUGUCCUAACUAGUUGAAAAAUGUAAAAAAAAAAAAAAAAAAAAGUCAUUCCAUGAACAUCU